GUUUUCAUGAUUUUCUAUGUUAAUAAAUUGUAUUUUUACCAUAUAAAAUGACCCGUAGAAACUUUUUGCAAUCAAUUCCAAUUGCCAUAAAAUUAAGCCAAAUCAAUUUUUCACUCCUUUCAUCCACAUGGAAUUCACGAACUCGAUUCUUCCCCAACUAUUUCUACGUUAAGCAGUUCGUGCUCCAGCUUGAUUUAUUUACCCCGGUCUUUUGAAUGCCCAAUGUUGCAUUCAAAAAGACAAUGUCUCCACCAGAAAGAUUUCUGGUGGUGGGCAAAAUUCUCCUCUUGUUCUCUGGUGGAGGCACCCGAUUGCAAAAAAAAAUUCA
This is a messenger RNA of Hyphopichia burtonii NRRL Y-1933, 328 nucleotides long. RefSeq lists its product as uncharacterized. The coding region runs from base 48 to 215 and encodes 55 amino acids. The record is from RefSeq and is a predicted model, not a curated record. The transcript has a single exon. Lineage: Eukaryota; Fungi; Ascomycota; Pichiomycetes; Serinales; Debaryomycetaceae.